AUGAAGAUGAUUCCCCCAGGAUGGACCUGGUGCUCGGUCGGACUGAGCGGCAGGCGGCACGGGCUGAAGAGAGGCUGGUGUGCGGAGCGGGGGACGCUGCUGUCUCUUCUGGGACGUGCGCGCUCCUUUGCCCUGUGCAAAGUCACGCUGCUCCCGGGGACACUUCCACUGACCCUGGCUGCCACUAAAAGACAGCAAACUCCCCAGAAGACCACCGUCCGCCAGAACAUAGCAGAUAAUAAUGUGAUCCCAGUAAAAGCCUGGAAGUGCAAAUGA
This is a messenger RNA of Knipowitschia caucasica, 276 nucleotides long. The record is from the annotation of a GenBank genome assembly. NCBI's taxonomy places the organism in Eukaryota, Metazoa, Chordata, Actinopteri, Gobiiformes, Gobiidae.